This is a messenger RNA of Branchiostoma floridae (Florida lancelet), 4349 nucleotides long. Its product is annotated as syndetin-like. Gene Ontology annotation, biological process: retrograde transport, endosome to Golgi; endocytic recycling. The record is from RefSeq and is a predicted model, not a curated record. Gene Ontology annotation, molecular function: SNARE binding. The transcript has 32 exons. Lineage: Eukaryota; Metazoa; Chordata; Leptocardii; Amphioxiformes; Branchiostomatidae. The coding region runs from base 109 to 3060 and encodes 983 amino acids. Gene Ontology annotation, cellular component: EARP complex.
ACGCUCACUGGGCAUGCGCGGGACACCUGUUCCUGUACCAGAUACGUCAGGUCACGUGAUCCAACAUGGCGGCGGUCUGAUAUCAGAAAUCCGAAAAUCACACAGAAAAUGAAGAAAUUGAAAUCUCUCGUGGCGCUGAAGGACAAGCUGCAGCAGGUGGGGGAUGAGGACAGAAGCCCCACAUCACCGGACAGGCCGCUGUAUAUCUAUAAGGAAGAAGAGAGAGAGUUCCCGAACGAUCCCUUAGCCGAUCAGGAGGCCAUAGACAGUAUAGAGGAGGUGUACUACAAGGAUGACUCCUGGGACCCCAGCAAGCAUGAGCUGCAGAAGCUACAUGAUGGUCCGGAGAAGUUGAGUCUAGAAGACAUAGACAAGGACAGGAACAGGCUGCGCAGGCAGCUAGCUGCUGUGUCUAAGAAGGUGUCUGAGCUUGUGCUGGAGAACCACCCGGCGUACGCACAGGAACUGCAGCGGGUCAUGGACCUGGAGACCGCUCUGCAGGGGGCCAACGUCAUCUGUAUCAACGGCAGAAGACAUUUGGAGAUCGCCAAGCAGGGGUUCACCACGGCCAGCCUGGGUCUGUUAGCCAAUCAGCGCAAGCGCUCCCAACUCCUGGGGUUAAUGAACUCUCUCAGGACCAUCAAGACUCUGCAAAGAACAGAUGUGAGGCUGAGAGAAAUGCUCGAGGAGGAAGACUACCCUGGAGCGAUCCAGCUGUGUCUGGAGUGUCAGAAGGCAGCCAGUAUCUUCAGACACUACAGCUGUAUCAGUGACCUCAGCUCCAAACUGCAGGACACACUCGAGAUGAUAGAGGAACAACUAGACGUGGCCCUGUCCAAGACCUGUAACAGUUUUGAUGCUGCCCACUAUGAGAAGGUGCAGACGGCGUACAGGCUGCUGGGGAAAACUCAGACUGCAAUGGACCAGCUCCACAUGCACUACGCCAGUGCCAUCCACAACACAGCGUUCCAGAUCGUACUGGGUUACGUGGAACUCUGCUCUGGUACUGGGGACACAAACUUCCAAAAAAUGCAGUACAAGGACCUCUGUACUGAUAAGCACAUCAUCACAGAGAGCUACAUCCCCUGUCUGAUGGACCUGUGCAAGGCAUUGUGGGGCGUGAUGAACAGCUACCACAAGACCAUGCAGUGGCACGAGCUCCACGACUCCACCAAUCAGGAGACAGCAGAAGCAGGCCUUCAGUUCAGCACUUCAGAUGCGACCAGCUCCAUCAACAUAGAAGCCACCUUCAACCAGAGAUAUGUGAAACAGAAGCUGGAACAUGGGCUGGCUCGGAUAUGGCAGGAUGUCCAACAGAAGGUGAAACUAUACCUGUUGGGAACGGACCUGUCCGUCUUCAAGUUUGAUGACUUCCUUCAUGUUCUGGACCUUGUUAACAAACUGAUGCUGAUUGGUGAAGAGUUCUGCAACAGUAAGUCGGAAGGUCUGCAGGACUCCAUAAGAAAGCAGAGCAUCAACUACUUUAAGAACUACCACCGGUCCCGGAUGGACGAGCUGAGGAUGUUUCUUGAGAACGAGGCCUGGGAGCUCUGUCCUGUCAAGUCUAACUUCACCAUCCUCAACCUGCAGGAGUUUAAGUUCCUGCGCCGCUCAGGCCUUGUGAAGAAACUCUCCUCCGCCAUGUCCAGUCCCCAGAGCUCCCCUGCCAAGCUGGCGGAGACCAGGGACAGGCCAGGGGACGCUCCGCAGGGCUUCUUUGUGCGGUACGGUGACCAUGGCAACCCGUUUGAUGUGCACCAGGAUGAGGAUGAUGGAGAGGAUGUCAUGGCAACAAACGGGUAUGAUGAAGAUGAGAAGGAAGAGAACACCUACGCGGAUGAUGACAGUGAUGACAGUGACGUACCAGAGGAGCUGAAACAGGACUUUGUGGAUGAGAAAACCGGGGAGACUCCUGUCAGAAGAGAUUCCAGGAAGAAGUAUGACAAGAGCCGGAAGUUCAACAACGCCCCGAUCCUGACCAACACCACGCUCAAUGUGCUUCGACUGUUUGGCAAGUACAUGCAGAUGAUGAAUGUGCUGAAGCCGAUCGCCUUCGACGUGGUCAUCUGUAUGUCUCAGCUGUUCGACUACUACCUCUUCUCUGUGUACUCUUUCUUUGCAACAGACUUGGACUUGCAGAGUGCUGCUGCAGACUGGGGUUUGAGUAACAAGCUGAAAACAACCUUGAAGAGAAUAAACGACAACCUUAUACUACCAGAGGACUCCAUGAUGCCAAACCUACAACAGCCUGUACAACAGGUAGAGGAUAGAAAGGACAAGGUCCCGUUCCCCCACGUGUCCCCUGUUGUGGACCUGACAGGGACCCAGAACCUGUAUGGGCUGGCUGAGAGGGUGGUCGCUACCGAGUCCCUAGUGUUCCUUGCGGACCAGUUUGAGUUCCUACAGCCACAGCUGGAGUCUGUCAUCCCUCCUGCAAAGAAGGCUUUCCUGCAACAGUUCUACUCUCAGACCAUCAGUACAGCUUCAGAACUGCGGAGACCAGUAUACCGUGUUGUUGCAGCGAAGUCCGUAGUUUACGACCACAUUCUACAGCUGAUGGCCAAUGUGAAAUGGGACAUUAAAGAUAUCAUGUCACAACACAGCUCCUAUGUGGACGUGCUUCUUAGGGAAUUACAAGUUUUCAGCAAUAAACUGGACCAAGUUGGAAGACAUGUGCCGAUCCCCCAGCCUGUGUACAAUGUCCUGUGGGAACACUGCAUCCGACUGGCCAACAGAACCUUUGUGGAGGGUUUUGCGAGUGCGAAGAAGUGCAGUAACGAGGGUCGAGCUCUGAUGCAGCUGGACUUCCAACAGUUUCUUAUGAAGCUGGAGAAACUCACAGACCUCAGACCCAUUCCUGACCGUGAGUUUGUUGAGGUGUACGUCAAGGCCUACUACCUGACAGAUGCAGACAUGGAGAGAUGGAUCAGGGACCAUAGGGAAUAUUCCACCAAGCAGCUGACUGGGCUUGUCAUGUGCGGUGUCGGCUCACAUAUCAACAAGAAGGCCAGACAACGACUGCUGGCCACCAUCGAAGACAUGGAAAAGCUCAAGAGAUGAUGCAGUGUAGAACUGCCCCCUUGCAGUUCAGCUGUGAAGCGCAGUCGGACGUGUUGGUUUAGACCAUGAAUUCAGCAAUGCAACGUAGAGCUGACAUAAGAUGUAGUAACUGUUUAUCGGAAGAAUAUCAGUAUGGAAUUAUGUAAAAUUCGUCAUGAUUUUUGCACACUGAAAGGCGAUCAGUAGAUGACGAAAGUCUCCCAAAACCCAUUGCAACUUUUGUGACAAAUAUGCAUAACUGUAAGUAAGAAUGUAGAAAAAAAGCUUGAAGAUCAGGACAACUACCGUAAUUCUUGGCCCUUUUUUUGAGAUGGUUUUAAUGAAUGUUUACGGUUUGGCAGUGAAUGCUUCAUUGCGGACUUGAUUAUAUAUAAAACUACUGUUGAUUCGAUUAAUGUACAGUAUGGGACUUAAGUGAAACCACAAACUAAGAAUAACCACAAGCAAUCCAAUUAUUCCCUGCCGCAAAGCUAAAAAAGACUUACUGUGAACUUAAGCCAUUGACCUUAUCGAAGGAGUAUUACAUAGUAACAACUUGAAAGUAAAGAAAUUCUAUGUAUAUAUAUAUGUAAAUGUAAGUUUAACAGGCUGAGCAUGAUUGACAUUUUAUUAAAGUUUAUUUGCCAAAAACAAUUAUGAAGAAUCAGGAAGAACAAUACGUUUGUUUAACUAGGUACAAAGUUUUGAUCAAGACUAUCAAAUUGCAAUUUACAUUGUAUUAGUGCUAAACGAGAUAGCAUAUAGGGUACAGAUUCAAGAUUCUAAAUCUGAAGCAUACGUUUCCAAAUUGGACUUAUCCAAAUUUUGAAUUGUCCAACAACAGUCUUUGUCUGGGAAAAAGCAGUAAACUGCUUCUGUGACAUCAGUUUAUGCUGUUGUUUGCUUAUUCCUGGACAAAGACUGGAGUUAGACUGUCACAAAGUUUGGAAAGCCCCUUUUUUGUGUUGGAAUAUUACAGUUUAACUUGCUUCAGGACGAUUUCUUCCAGCACAGUUGAACUUCCAAGCUAACAACUAGUAGAUUUUUCCAAUUGUUACUUACCCUGUUCUGAUGAUGUUGCAAUAUUCCUAUUCAACUAAUAUAUUAAUGAUGACAAUAAUGUGUUUUAUUAUGCUAUGAGGUUCUGUAUUUUUUUGUAGGGACCAGAUUCAGCCCGCCAGCCAUAAAAGGUACAAAUCAUCAAACUGAAGUUUUGUUUGGUAUGUUUACUGUUCUGUUCAUGUUUCUGUUGCAAAUUCUGGUUUGCUUUGCUUUGGUAAUUAUAACAAAAUACAAUGAUAGCAUCAUUU